AUGGGCGAUCCCGACACACUUAUAAGAGGGGCCUGGGUGGUUCAAGACCAGUUCCUCAUGCAGGAGCAGAGACCCUCCAAGCGCUUUCGCUCAACGGCCCCUAAUCAAGGUGUUCAUCCCCAGGAGACGGGCUGCCCUGGUGCAGAAGGCGGAGACCCUGGGGGGGCAGCCGGACCCCCGCAGCCAGGCCAGCCCUCGAGACCCUUUGCUUAUGUGAACCCCGUGAGACGUGAGGCCCCCGCUUUCGUGGGCUCGUCUCGCCUUGCACAGAGAGGCCGAGGCCACCGCAGGGGAGCUAGCCAGGGGGCUGAAAGAGGCCGGGGCAGGGACCCCCGCCUGCACAGGGACCCCCGCCUGCAGGAGGGGCCGGGACGCCUGCUGGGGCCAGAUCUGCAUUUGGAGCUGGACAGCGGAGAGGUGCCCGAACAGCCCGCGGAGCCAGAAGCCAGGGAGACCCCUUUCACCAGAGCAGCCAUGGCGGCCGCGGCACACGGACACGUGCUGCGGAACCCCGGCCCCGGCAGUGACACACUUAGGAUGAGACCCCAGGGGCCGCCCAAUGCCUACGGGUUCUGGGGUCUCAGGGAGGUCCAGCCUUCCGCCUGUUCCUACGUUGGGUUCAUACCCUCGGGCUCUGCUCUGAUAGUCAUGCAGACGCCCUCCGGCACCUACCUGUAUUCAGUCGCAGCACCCUAUGCCCACCACAGCCAGCCCCUCUCUCUCUGA
Molecule: messenger RNA, 726 nt
Organism: Globicephala melas (long-finned pilot whale)
Lineage: Eukaryota; Metazoa; Chordata; Mammalia; Artiodactyla; Delphinidae
Gene: PRR20G
Product: proline rich 20G
Source: RefSeq, a predicted model, not a curated record